Molecule: messenger RNA, 4273 nt
Organism: Hyalella azteca
Lineage: Eukaryota; Metazoa; Arthropoda; Malacostraca; Amphipoda; Hyalellidae
Product: xanthine dehydrogenase/oxidase
Exons: 28
Coding region: 156-4043 (1295 amino acids)
Molecular function (GO): iron ion binding; 2 iron, 2 sulfur cluster binding; oxidoreductase activity
Source: RefSeq, a predicted model, not a curated record
CCGUGAAUUGAUAGUCUUAAAAGUAUUUAAUGGCGGUUAGAGCUUCCACUCUACCCACUGCAUCAACUUCCAAGAAGAAGACGGUUUAACUUUAAGGCCAUCGAAAACUGCGUCACUUUUCUCUUCCAGAAAGUGUGUGUAGUUACCACGGCAAUAUGGGUGACUCCAUCCAAGUCACAAUAAACGGGAAGCUGUACGUUGUGGGCGCUGAGGAGUCAAUUUCGACUCGUCUGGUGACGUUCAUCCGCGACAAGGUAGGGACAGGCACCCACAUCACCUGCUACCAGGGGGGCUGUGGCGCCUGCACUGUCGUGGCCACUGCCCCCGACGCAGCAACUGGGGGAACUAAAACAUUUUCCAUCAACUCGUGCCUGGCCUCGCUCUACAACUGCGAUGGCUGGAGCAUCACCACCAUCGAAGGUUUGGGCAACCGCGAGGAUGGCUACCACGUCAUCCAGGAGCGCCUGGCUGAAUAUUACGGCACCCAGUGCGGCUACUGCUCCCCGGCCAUGGUCAUGAAUAUGUAUGGCCUCACGCAAGAGAAAGGCACGUGGACGGACGACGACGUCGAGAAACAUUUGGACGGCCACAUCUGCCGCUGUACAGGCUACAGGCCCAUCCUGGCCGCCUUCAAAAGCAUCACACCCGCGGACAUUGAGGAUAUCGACAAGACGGUUUGUGCAAAGUCAAAGACAGGAGGCUGUUGCAAGGGAGCUGGCAAAACUGUUGGCGGCAGCGGCUGUUGUCAACGCAAGGCCGUGCAGAAAGCUGUCACCGUUGACGGCGUUACAUUCUACUCACCCACUACGACCGCGGAGCUUUUGAGCAUCCUUGGAGGUCUUCCAGCAGGCGCGUCCUACGCAUUCAUGUUUGGCAACACAGCAGUGGGCUGGUCAGGCAGCCCACGCGCUGCCAACAUCAUUUCUACGCGCAACGUGAGUGACUUGGCGAGCGUUAAGGUGACGCCCACUGAAGUGACGGCCGGGGCAGCGGUGUCUGUAACUACGCUGAGGGCGGCCCUGCAGCAGGCCAAGAGCCUUACUGGCUUCUCGUAUCUACAGCAGGUGGACGAUCAUCUCCAGAAGCUUGCAUCCUCCUCCAUCCGGAAUCUGGGAGGAUGGAGCGGCAACCUGGCGCUCAAGAUGCAGGACCCAAGCUUCCCCUCCGACUUUUUCCUGACCGCUGUGGCCGCCGAGGCUCAAGUUUUGCUCGGAGUGCCAGAUGGCAGUUCUACGUGGUACAGCGUGGAGAGUUUGCUUGGUAGAGACCUGACAGCCAACAAAGAAGUGAUGCUCACUCUGCGCUAUCUUCCCCAUCCUGACAACUCCUACUAUCGUUCGUACAAAGUAGCCCCAAGGAACACCCUUGCCCUGGCCUUCGUCGGCGCUGCCCACAAAAUUGAGGUCGGCGACGACUUCAUUGUCACGGGAGCUCCCGUUCUGGCGUACAGCGGCAUCAGCUCCUCUUUCAACCGGGCAAAGAGCACGGAAGCCUUCCUGGUGGGGAAGGACCUCCGUGACGGAGCGGUGCUUCAGAACGCCUUCGCAUCCUUGGACGCGGAAGUCGUGCCAGACGCCGGACCAGGGCUGCCGAACCCUGCCUUCAAGAAGCAAGUUGCCCAGACGCUGCUCUACAAGACCAUCAUGUCCAUCAUCAGCGAAAAAGGAGGCACCGUGGACACCAAAUACCUGAGCGGUGCCUCCAGCCUCGUACGGCCGCUGUCCUCCGGCACUCAAGCCUACGACGACAACCAGAGCACUUGGCCUCUAGGCCAGCCUAUACCCAAGCUCGAGGCUAAGGCUCAAUGCGCAGGCGAAGUAAAGUACAUCAACGAUGCGCCGUUUUCGGCUGACGAGCUCACGGGACGAUUCGUAUUGUCGACGCGAGCCAACGCUACUAUCGUCUCUAUAGAUGCCUCCGCCGCGCUGACUGUGCCUGGGAUAGUAGGCUUCGUAUCAGCAAGUGACAUCAAGGGCAUCAACUCCAUGCAACCUUUCAGCCCUGACAACAUUGAGCCGGUGUUUGCUGAGGGGAAAGUGAGCUACUACGGCCAAGCCAUCGGGAUGGUGGUUGGUGACUCAAGCGCGGUGCGCCAAGCAGCGAACCUCGUACAGGUGACCUACGCAGACGAGCAAACACCGGUCCUGACCAUUGCUGACUCCAUGGCAACAGGACGACCGUCUGUAGCAUUUGACCCAUUGGUCAUAGGCGACGUUGACGCUGGUUUCGGGACGAGUACUCGUAUCGUUGAGGGCGCCAUGAGCCGCGAUGGUCAGUACCAUUUCCACAUGGAGACCCAAGUCGCUCGGGUCAUCCCUAACGAGGACAACUUCGAUGUCUUCUGCUCAACCCAAUGGACUGCAGGAGCUCAGGCUGCCAUCGCUCAAGUGUUAUCAGUGCCAACAAACACUAUCAACGUGACUGUGAAACGUCUUGGUGGAGGCUUUGGAGCUAAGAUCGUAGCCGGUAACCUAGUCUCGACCGCCACGGCUGUAGCUGCCCAAAAGUUCCGCAAGCCCGUUAGAGUGAGCCUGGACCUUGAAACGAACAUGACCAUGAUAGGGUGGCGGGAUCCAUUUUACCUCACUUACAAGGCUGGAGUUGACGACAAUGGGGUCCUGCAAGCCAUAGAAGCUAACGUGUACGGUGACGCCGGGUUCGCAGUAGCGAUGUCCUCAGCUCAAGGCGUUGGCAUCUGCAUGAACAGCUGCUAUAAGUGCCCCAACUGGCUCGUGCACUGUCACGCGGUUACCACCGACACUGCCUGCAACACCUACUGCCGCUCACCCACAACGCUGGAAGGCCUUACAUUUAUAGAAUGUAUUAUGGAGCACUUGGCUCGAGACCUCGGCGUAGAUUCACUGGAAUUCCGCAAGUUGAACUUGAAGCCAGACGGCGCCGACGUUAUUAUCGACAUGCUUCCCGUGAGCGCUCGCCGGUUCAUGACCCGCAGGGAACGCAUGAACCCAGCCAUUCGUCAAAUCAAACUCGAAAAGAGCCUUAUUGGUGAUAUGAUAUCCCAGCUCGAAGCUCAAGCUGAUGUUGCGAACCGCAAGGCUGCGAUUGUCGUCUUCAACUCUGAAAACCGAUGGCGCAAGCGUGGGCUUGCCGUCAUGCCGAUGAUGUGGCCGUACUUGGUCGCACCUGUCAUGGGCUUCGGUGUCUUCAUUGCCAUCUACUCUAACGACGGCACCGUGGCCGUGUGCCACUCGGGCGUCGAGCUCGGACAAGGGAUCAACACCAAGGUUGCUCAAGCAACUGCCUAUGCCCUGGGCUGCUCACUGGACAAGAUCCAAAUCAAGCCUUCAGAGACAACCAUGGGAGCCAACACCACAACCACGGGCGGCUCUGCGGGCUCAGACGCCACCACAUACUGUGCGACUCAAGCGUCGGCGAAGAUCAAGGCACGGCUUGAUGCACUAAACCUGCCAGUAGAAACAACCUGGGAGGAAAAAAUUUCAACUGCCUUUUCUCAGGGAGUCGUUCUUUGCGAGUACUACUGGAACGGGCCAGAUGAGAUCAAAAGCUACGGAGUGUACGGAGUUGCGAGCACCGAAGUGGAGCUUGAUGUUCUCACUGGGCAGUUCUUGGUGCUAAGAACGGACAUCUUAGAGGACGCCGGCACGAGCAUCAGUCCGCUGGUGGACAUCGGUCAGGUGGAAGGAUCUUGGGUGAUGGGCCAGGGACUCUUCACCACUGAGGGGCCCAAAUAUGACCCGGUGACUGGGGCCAAGCUCAACACAGACACUUGGGAGUACAAACCUUUGCUUGCACCCGACAUCCCAACUGAUCUGCGAGUGACGCUCCUCAGCAAUGCGCCCAACCCCGUUGGAGUUCUGUCGUCUAAAGUGACCGGGGAGCCUGCAGUAGCGCUGUCCUAUGCUGUCGUCUUGGCGCUCAGGGAAGCAAUCGGCAGCGCGCGCGCGGAGGCCGGUGACUCAGCUUACUUCCAGCUGGAUACGCCGCUCACAGUGGACGUGGUCCAGCAGCUUUGCCUGAGCAGUUCCUCGCAGUUCGUCCUGACGGCUGCGCUGAAGGCCUAAAAAACACGUUUACUAUCUUCGAAAUUAUAACAAUACAAGCAAAUAAAGACCUUAGUUUAUAAUCGAUUAGAAAAUUAUGCUUGAGGAUAUUGAUUUAUUUAUUUACAAAGCACAUUUACUGAAAAACAUUCAAACUAAUAUCGUUUAAUUCGUAUAUUUUUGUAUAGAGCGGCUUACUAUUGAAAAUUAUGUUUGAGGAUAUUUAUUUAUAUACUUAUUUACAAAGCACA